Messenger RNA from Bactrocera dorsalis (oriental fruit fly), 1550 nucleotides. RefSeq lists its product as uncharacterized. The transcript is spliced from 2 exons. NCBI's taxonomy places the organism in Eukaryota, Metazoa, Arthropoda, Insecta, Diptera, Tephritidae. Gene Ontology annotation, molecular function: nucleic acid binding; RNA-DNA hybrid ribonuclease activity. Gene Ontology annotation, biological process: DNA replication, removal of RNA primer. The record is from RefSeq and is a predicted model, not a curated record. Bases 16 to 1431 code for a protein of 471 amino acids.
AACAAAACAGAACUAAUGCUAUUCACAGGCAGAAUCAAAAUACCUCAGUUUCAACUUCCGGUACUAAACGACACAACACUCACUCUAUCCCCAACAGCUAAAUACUUGGGGGUGGAGAUUGACACCAAACUCUCCUGGAAAAUAAAUAUAGAAAAAAGAAAAAACAAAGCAUACACGACCUACUAUACUUGUAAGAAAAUCGUCAACAAGAAUUGGGGCCUCAAACCAAGUAUAAUCAUGUGGAUGUACACGGCGGUCAUAAGACCCAUACUUACAUAUGGAGCUCUGGUAUGGUGGGCAGCGCUAAACAAACAAUACAUUAUUAGAAAAUUAAAUGGAAUACAAAGAGCAGCAUGUGCGGGUGUUACGGGCGCAAUCAGGUCUUGUCCGACUGAUUCGCUCAAUGUGAUCCUGCAUCAACUACCAAUGGACAUUUUUAUUCAAAAAACAGCAGCUAUUGCGGCGAUAAGAAUAAAAGAAUUGGGAGGUUGGAAUCAGCAGAACUACGGACAUAGUGUAAUCCUAAACAAGCUCACUAUUAAUAAAUCAGACUACAUUCUCCCAAAGCUGGAUUUCAAUAGACACUUCCAGGUGAGGAUACCAUCUAGACGAGAAUGGAGAAGAGGUUCAAUAGCAGAGGAGGAUACCACCUCAGUCUAUACCGACGGGUCCAAAAUGGACUGCGGAGUGGGCACGGGGGUAUUCUCCGCUGAUCUGGGCAUAUCUCUCUCUAUACAAAACCACGGGAAUAUACAUAAAGCAACUAUAUUUACGGAUAGCCAGGCGGCCCUCCUGGCACUGUCUUCACCCAUGACAAAUUCCAGUAUAGUUCACAACUGCAAGAGAGCACUAAGCUCAAUAAAAGACAAGCUCCAACUAAACUUGAUCUGGGUUCCCGGCCACAGGAACAUUUUCGGUAACGAAAAAGCAGAUGAGUUGGCAAAGGCAGGAGCUUUCCUCAACGAAUCCGAGGCGGAGCUAAUACCAAGCCCGCUAGGAUCGAUCAAAGGAGAGAUCAAUAGACAAUUUCAACAAGUUGCAAAUAACAGAUGGAAAAACAUUACAAAAUGCGUCAUAACUAAACAAUUAUGGCCAACAUAUGACAGGAAAAGAACCAACGACUUAUUAAAUAGGUCAAGAAAAAAUAUUUACAGAAUAACAGCUACCACAACGGGGCACUGGCCACUUGGGGAACAUGCGUCCAAAAUGGGUAUGCCCUACAACGACAUCUGCCGUGGCUGCGGAGUAGCAGGGAACAAGGAAACAAUCUUCCACUUUCUCUGCGAAUGCCCAGCUCUAGCACAGAUCCGACACAAAGCACUCGGAAUCCAGCAAGCACCAAACCUUGAAUGGAUUUCCACCAAAAGCAUAUCGGGCAUAAGUAGUUUCAUCGAAACCUCAAAAUGGUUUGAGAGAGAAGGUGAAACGUAAUAGCAGACACAGGAGGUUUCUACGAAUUAGUGUAUCAAAAUGGCACAUCAGUGCUAAUUGAGCCCGAUAGGGCUGCACUCCUACCUACCUACCUACCAUUAUUGCUUUACACUAUGAUC